This is a messenger RNA of Brassica rapa (field mustard), 3840 nucleotides long. RefSeq names its product O-acyltransferase WSD1. NCBI's taxonomy places the organism in Eukaryota, Viridiplantae, Streptophyta, Magnoliopsida, Brassicales, Brassicaceae. The record is from RefSeq and is a predicted model, not a curated record. Gene Ontology annotation, cellular component: plasma membrane. Gene Ontology annotation, molecular function: diacylglycerol O-acyltransferase activity. Gene Ontology annotation, biological process: triglyceride biosynthetic process.
ACCUCUAAAGUAAAAUACUGCCGAGUUUAGUUUUUAUCGAGUAAUCAAAACAGUUUUCUAGAGUUCAAGACACCUAGUUCGAAGCCAAACCCAUUUUCUAGCUUGGAACAGAAGUUAGGGUUCAAUGCAAAGAAGGAGAUUGCUGAUGAGUUGUUUAAAAUGAUCGGUGAAGCGUAUGAUGUGCUUUCAGACCCUGCAAAGGUAAAAACAUCUCAACCGAUAAUAACACAUCGUCAGCUUUGAGGGCGCCUAUGCAAAUACUCAGGCUGAUACUGCGUGGAUGAAAUUAUUAGAUUCUCGGAUUCGUGGAGAAUAUAUACACGUCACACAAUAAACAUGGAAAGACUUGAGGUGCAAGCCAUUUACUUAGGUAAUGAAGGAGGAGUGUUCUCUCUAGUGUAUGAUCGUUUUGUUUGUGAGGUAGGACUUCUCAGACUUGCAUAUAACAGAGAGUUUCAUGUUUUAAUUUCCUUUUUCUUCCUUUUUUUGUGUGGUGUUCAAGGUUUCAUGGGGUCAUGAGAAAGACAGUGUGGCCUCUCUGCAGUUCUUGUUGUUUAGCCCUUUUGAUUGUGCAUUCUUUCAAUUCAUUGAUUUUUGAAAAGAACAAAAAAAAAAAGAAGCUAGGAUUGAUUUUGCAUUCAGACAUACUUGACUGUCUGUUGAAGUUCUUUUAAUUGUCUUUUGCAAUUUUUUUUUUUUUAUGUGUGUUGAAUUAAAUUAUAUAUAUAAAUAAUACCCACUCUAUUAUGUUCUAGAUAACAAUUGUCAAACAAACGAAAAGACAAACAUGGUGUCGUUCACAACUUGUAGAAUUUGCAAUAGUAGUUGGUCUCCUCAACCAAUUUUAUUGGAACUUCUUUUCCAAUUUUGUGUGGCCAACAAACAAAAACGUCUUGCCAAUUAUAGGUGUAGUUAUGGCCACCAAAGAAUAUAUGGAUAAUGUUUUCUCACUUUCUCCAACUGUUUUGAUGUUUAUUGUUUAGCUUUUAGAUGUAUUCAAUAAAUUUGAAUAUGGUGCUGCACCUGCACCUGCACCUUUUUGGCAUGACUUUUUUGGCAAUCACCAAUUAAUAAGAGAAGGGUCCAGUGGUAAUAUAUGCAGAUAUGCAUAGUUUACCAAACAAGAGAUUGUAGAAAAGGCCAAGACAAGAUGUCAUGAUCUAUCUUUAAUGGUGUUUCCGUAUAUGAGAUUAAUACUAAAGCACACAUGAAAAACAUUGAAAGUGACAUAUUUGUUAUGAAGUAUUGUGAAUUCUAAGGUUUUUAUUUUUUUAAAUGCAUAACUGAUUAAAAUAACAUAGUUUAUAUAUAAACGAUUACUUUGUUAUUAGCUUAUUACUAAAAGCUUUUCUGAACUAUUUUUGACAAAAUAUACAAAUAAUGUUAUAGAAUACAAAAAGAAAUGAAUGAAGCCGUAUAUAUUUCCAAACCAAACAUGGAAAAUAAAAACAUAGUCGAAAAAAUCAAAUUCAAAGUCAGACUUAAAAUAUAGAUAUAAGAUAAUAUGAUUUUUGUUGACUUUUAAAAGUGUCUAACCAACAUAAAUGAUUUUAAACUUGGUACACAAAACAAGUGGAUUAAUCAACCAACAUAAAUGAUUCCAAACAUGAUCCAUAAGCGACCUUUUGUCGCGAGUUAACACACUCCUUGCAAUCUCCACGGCAAGUUUAUUGACUCCAUGAUGGACAUUUGCUUGCACCACUUACCUUUUUAGGUAGAAUUUGAAUUUUGAGUAAGGCAUAUAUGGCACCACCAUUUUUGUUCUGGCUGAUCGUCAAUCAAAGUCACAUUGAAGGUAAAAUUGCAAUGUUACUAUUGUAAAUUACAUAUAAUCACGGGACAAUCUAAAUUAUUUUAAGAACUGGCGCAUAUAAUUGGUAGAAUAAAACAAAACCAAAGGGCAGAGCUAUACUUAAGAUAUUUGACUAUUUUAUGCACUAAAUCGUAAGUGUAAAGAUAUAUGUGGAUGGCGUGUUCCUAUAGUCUUCAUACUUUUCUUUUUAGAAACAAAAUAGUCUUCAUACUAUAUGCCCCUAUUCACGUUAUAAAGAACUGUAGAAGAGGAGAUAUUCACUUUAUAAAUAACUGUAGAAGAGGAGAGAAGAAACAUAGAUCGAAGAUGAAAGUUAGAAUUAGUAAGGAGGAGGAGGAGGUGGAGGAGCAGCCGCUCAGCCCGAUGGCGCGUGUGUUCCAGUCUCCAGAGGUAGACUACUGUGCCGUCACCAUCAUGGGAUUCAAAACCAAGUUCUGUCCGGACGUCCUUCUCGAUGCCUUGAAGCAUAAUGUCUCCAAGCAUCCUCGUUUUUCCACCAAACUGAGUGAGGAUGGUGCAAAAUGGAUAGAGACUCAAGUCAAUGUAGAAGAUCAUGUAAUUGUACCAAACAUAGACCCAGAAGAGAUAGGUGAAGAUGGACAAAGCUUCGUCGAUGACUACAUCUCACGUCUCACGACGAUUCCUCUAGAUAGAUCAAGACCCUUGUGGGACAUGCACAUCCUUAACGUAAAAACCUCAGAUGCUGAAGCAGUCGGUGUAAUAAGAUCUCACCAUUCAUUGGGAGAUGGUAUGUCUUUGAUUUCUCUCAUGCUCGCAUGUACCCAUAAGACAUCAGACCCUGACAAUACUGCUAUUCCUUCCUUGAAACGGCGUCAAACCGUGCCGCACGGACUUAUAAAACAAAGCUGGUUUUUAAGGUUUAUAUUCACCGUUGGUUCUACAACGAGACUGAUUUGGAACACCGUUGUGGAUAUGUUGCUUCUUUUGGCGACUAUCUUGUUUUUGGUGGAUACAAAAACACCUUUAAAAGGUGGCGCAGAUGUUGGGAGGAAUCCAACGAGAUUUUAUCGAAGAACUAUCUCUUUGGAUGACAUAAAACUUAUAAAGAACUCUAUGAACAUGACUAUCAAUGAUGUUCUACUCGGAGUUACACAAGCUGCUCUUUCUCGCUAUUUGAACCGACUUUAUGGUAAGAAGAAUGAGGAGGAAGGAGUAUUGACAUCGAAUCAGAACCAUCUUCCAAGUAAACUACGUUUCCGUGCAGGUUGUACAGUAAAUCUGAGGUCGGACAUCGGGUUCAAGCCUUUGGCAGAUAUGAUGACCAAGGACUCAAAAUGCAGAUGGGGAAACUACUUCAGCUUUAUUAUUUUGCCCUUUUCCAUCGGUUUACAAACCGAUCCUUUGGUCUAUCUAAAGAUAUCCAAAUCCACGAUGGCUCGAAAGAAGCAUUCUUAUCACGCUGCACUAGUGUAUUUUAUCAUCAAAAUUAUCUUAAAAGUGUUUGGAGCUAAGGCAGCAGCAGCCAUAUUUAACCGACCGGUGGUAAAUUUAACUACAUGCGUUUCAAACGUCAUAGGUCCAAUGGAGGAAAUCAGUUUCCGUGGCCAUCCUAUCGCUUACAUCGCUCCAAGUAAUUAUGGACAAUCACAAGCAUUGUUGGUACAUUACAUGAGUUAUGCGGGGAAGAUGAUAAUCUCGAUGGCUGUUGACCCUACAGUCAUACCGGAUCCUCACAAGAUAUGUGAUGACAUGGAAGAGUCACUCAAAGACAUGAAAGCUGCUCUUUCAGAAAGAGGGUUACUCUAAGGCUUGUGAGAGCCAUUGGUAUCUGUUUUGUAUAAACCUGUAGACGUGUUGAUGAAUAUUUGUUUGGUCUAAAAAUGUUUUGUUUGGAGGGCUUUAAUUUGGCCGGUCAUAGUUGUUGAACACAAAAAAUGCAUACAAAAUGUCAAAGAUUUUAGAUAUCUCAUUAUUCAGUCCUAUUUAAUAUGAGCUAGAAAGCAUUAUUAAUUCAAGGAUGUGACAUGUAACUAUAAGUAACCAAUUAAAAAGUAAUCGCUUUAUCA